AUGGGAACCGACACACAGUCACCCAGCAUGAGCGAGCGAUAUAUCGGUAUCCAGAACCCAGAUCUGGCAGACUAUCCUUGCCAGGCAGGGCAGUUUCGACGGAAGCACUGUCUGCAACACCGAAUCACACAUGCCCCCUUGAAAUAUCUCCGUAACACGGAGGCAUCUGUCCAUGUCGGCUUUGUCACACAGGAAAGUCAGGGGAGAGCACAUAUAUAUCCACCAAUCGCGAGCCGAAAUAAUCCAUUCAGCCUUGGAACAUCUCAAAGUAUGCAUGAGAUUUACUUCAUCUCGAGCAGAGCAUGCACUGCGGGUGCAUCUCGAAAAUGA
Colletotrichum costaricense is the source of this 330-nucleotide messenger RNA. RefSeq lists its product as uncharacterized. NCBI's taxonomy places the organism in Eukaryota, Fungi, Ascomycota, Sordariomycetes, Glomerellales, Glomerellaceae. The record is from RefSeq and is a predicted model, not a curated record. The coding region runs from base 1 to 330 and encodes 109 amino acids. The transcript has a single exon.